AGUAUGGCCAGUGAAAAGGGACUCGAUUCCCUCGAAUGUUGAACUGGAGCACCCCCGACUCAAUCACGAAACACGAUGUGAAGCAACCUGACGUGGCUGCACUGUUUGAGAAAAGGAUGGUUGUUCUUCAAAUUUUAUAUCCUCGAAAUUGGGAGGUUGAUUAUUGGAAGACCAAUUGUGAGGGUGAGGUCCCCACAGUGGAAAUGGGCUUGGAUGAGGUUGAAGAAACACAAGCUGGGGAGCAAGAUUCGACUGCAUUCGAGACCCAAGCAAGACGGGUGGCAGAGUAUGUGGAAAGUACAAAUAUUAUUCCACCAUCCUCACCCAAAACUGCACCAGACCCCUCCACAUCUACAACUGUGCCCCCAACCCCUGUCUCUGUGCCGCCAACCGCUGCUGCAGCCAAUGAGUAUGAGUACCUCUUAUUGGCUAAGAGAUUGGAGAAGGUAGAAGCGCAACAACUUGCGAUUCUCACUGCCCAGACUGAGAUGAAGGCUGACUUCAAGAGAUGUCAGAAAGAGAUGAAGAAUCUUAUCAUGGAUCAAAUUGCGACCGUGAUAAGUUUGUUACAGAAGCAGCCUUCGAAGCCGACACAACCAUCAGGGCCGGCACAUCAAUCAUCGCCAACACAUCCAUCAGCCACGGCAGAGCCAUUACAGACGAUACAUCUGUCACCGCUGAGAGAUGAUGAUGAUGAUGAUGAUGUCUACCCAGAAGAUUUGCAACCUGACGUAUGUGAGGUUCCUUCUACUCCUGCAAACGCCAUUGUGAUUUCCCUGGGUGAUACAGAAUCUCAGGAUGUGGAAGAGUUGCAGGGGCCACCAGCUGGGGUGGACUUCUGCAGGGUUAGGCGAAAGCGGAAGCCGGUUUUCUUGAAGGACUACACAGCUGGGAAGAAGAAACAACGACAUGGGCCCGUGGUAGUAGACACAGUGAAACCGGCGGACUCCCGACUGUUAAAAUUUUUCCAGAAGUGGAUCACUUACGCUAGGGACAACGGUCGUCCUAAGGAUGUUCACACUGGCGUAGCCACUCGAUCAUGGUUCGUCAAACUGAUGGUGCUGGGAGAAUGGCUCGACGAUGCUGGCGCACUUAUUGAGAAGAAGACGGACCCUGUACCCACAAGUCUACACUCGAAAAGGUGUAGUUUUGGACACAUCUGCUCCACAGAUAUUUGCCAUGUAUUGGAAUUUCUAUGAGGGUGACAAGAGCAAGAUGAAAUGGGAUGAGGUCGUUAUGAAUUACGUGCAGGGGAUAGAGCACAGGCACUUGCCAUGUUGGGAGAACCAGGAUUACAUAUACUUUGUUUUGAACCUUCCCAAAGAGCGCCACUGGGUGGCAGUUGAGGUGGAUAUUGACAACUGGGAGAUCAUUGUAUAUGAUUCUGAUAUCGGUGCCACCCCUGAGGAAGCCAUGAAGUCAUAUUUGAAGUCUUACAGCGAGCUAUUUGCGAAUCUAAUUCGAGCUAGCAGUUAUUUUCCAUACAACAAUUAUGUACAUCUGGUUGACUGCGGUGAUCUCAGUCAGCUCCUACCCCUACAUUAUACACGAGCUACCUCUAAGGUUGCACCAUAAACGGAGAGCAGUGGCGAUUGUGGAGUGUUUGCCAUGGAGUACAUUGAGCACUGCAUGCUCGACCGAUCGUUAGAGCUAGUUAAUGAUGAUAACAUGCUCACCUUUAGACAUAGGUGGUGUGUAGACUUAUUUUACCAGAACUUGACAUGGUAGUUUUAUGUAAUUUAUUCUUAUAUACGCAUCAACUUUUGCAAUUGUAUUAUAUUAUACCGUGAAAUGUGAAAUCGCUCAACUGUCGCACAUA
Cannabis sativa is the source of this 1819-nucleotide messenger RNA. RefSeq lists its product as uncharacterized. The coding region runs from base 36 to 1199 and encodes 387 amino acids. The transcript is spliced from 4 exons. Lineage: Eukaryota; Viridiplantae; Streptophyta; Magnoliopsida; Rosales; Cannabaceae. The record is from RefSeq and is a predicted model, not a curated record.